AGCCACUGAUGUAAAUCUCACGAGCUUUCAGUGCAUUGUGAUCCCUUUUGGCUCAAGCCUUUGACGCUCUCAGGCACGACCAUAGUCGCACGCUUGUACGUCCAUCAUGACGAUGUUCUGGGCCAUAUCAUUGAUGCUCUGGCCUGGUGUUGCGACGUCGGCCACGCCGCAAGGAGCCUGCAACCCAAAGACAGGAGACAUUUGUGAUUUUGAGAUGGAUUUUGAAACAUCCAUUUUCAUCCAGAGGCAGAAGCGGGCAACCCUGGCGGGAGCCGGCACUGCCCCUGCCCUUCCAUGCUCCAGCAGCCUGUCUGAGAGCACUUGGGAGAAGCGGCACAAGUUGAACUCCGUGUUCUUCCAGCUCUAUGGGGCGAACAUGACACAGAGCGGCAUGGCACCCUUUGAGGUCAGGCCCUUUUGGCCAGACAUGAGCCAGAGUGGCAGUGUGAAGCGCCUGAAGCUCUUGAAGGAGCUCAAGGAGGAGCUUCGCAUGGCCUUCGAGGUGGAAGGGCAGACCCUGUAUGACAAGAACGUCCUGAACCGCAUGUUCUUGAUCGUCUCGGAACGUGUUCGUGGAGAGGAGAUCGGUGGCCUGCCAGGCGUCCCAAUCGCCUUGGCGCUGGAUCUCUUUGCGCAGGACACCACUGCAGGGUCACAGGUCCCCUUCUACUACUACCCAGGAAUUUACCAGUUCCUCACUUACGCACAGACCCCAUCGGCCAAGAAGAUCCCGGAGGGUCUUGCAAGCUUUCCGCAGUAUUUGCAGCAGUGGACCAAACUCUUGAAGGCAGCGCAGGAAGCCAACGUUCUCCCGCAGAUGGCAAACUACGCGGUGUGGAAAGACACCUACUUGGGGGCCACGGAUUGGGAGCGAAGCUUUCCGGGUCUCUCUGAAGACCAGGAACUCCUUGGGGCGUUGAAGACCAGCCUCUCGGAGUUCCAGGCUGCACUUCGGGCUUUGGAGCCAUUUAUUUUGAAAGCGUAUGGGCCCGGACAGGAGAUGGGCUACUCCGUUUUGGGGAAGUUUGGCCAAGAGAUUUUCCUGUGGAGAUUGUUGGGCUGGGGGAUGGACUAUGAUGCGGACACCGCUUCCCAGCUGGCCACACAAGCGAGGGAGGGGGCCGAGGAGAUGAGGGAGUGGGUGGUUCGCGGAUUGAGCGAAGCAUUCGGCGAGGAGAUGGAUGUAGAAAUGGCCUUGAGCAUGAUUCAAGACCAGUCGGGGCCCUUGUACUACCAGCACACGUCUUGGGACCAGAUGACGGACAACCUGACCCUGGUCUACAACAAUAUCCUCAAAAACACCCACCUGGUCUUUGGCACCUUGAGCAAUUGCAACUGCGCAGUGUACCCAUGUCAAACACUGCCGAAAGACGUGUUUGGGGAUGAGCCAUGUCUGGCCAAUUCCCCAUUCCCAGCCUUUGCGCUUGUUUUCCCCGCUUUCAACGAGCAUGAUGAGUGCGUCGAAUCACAGUACUUGAUCUUGGGCCGUAGCGCAGAUUGUGAACUGAACUUGACCAAAGGUUUGGCUUGCAUGGACUAUAUGAUCCCACUCAUGACCCCCACCAUGAUUCAUGAAGGCUUGGGCCACUGGGUGCAGGAACUCCAGCAUUGGCCAGCGAAAUGUGACCCCGACCUGCCCGCAGUGAGCACCUUUCAGGAAGGCUGGGGAACCUACGCGGAAUCUUUAGGCUUUCCGCUGGGCGUCUACGACAACUCCCUCUGGGGCAAGCUGUCGAAGGUCGGCUGGGCAAUGGGAAGAGGCUUGCGCAUGUGCAGGUUCUUCUUAGAGCAUGAUGUCAACUACAAGAACAUGAGCCGCAGCGAAGCAAUCAAGGAGUGGAACCAGUACCCCUUUGCAUCACCCACGCUGUACGACGACAACGCGUUGGACUUCAUUGUCAAUACUGGACAGAGGUCUACAUACUUCCCCACUCUUCAGCUCAUGAUGAAGAACAGGAAGAAGGCACAAGACAGCUUGGGGAGCAAGUUUAGUCUCCCGCUCUUCAACAAGUUCAUGGGUCUUCUGACGGAUCAGUUGACGCCGGCCAUGGUGGGAGAAUCCACUGAGGCAUUCAUCAAGUGCAGUGAGGCCAACAAUUGCUUCGGCUAAUGGCCAUGAGUACAAUGGUGUUUAUCAUGAACUGGCUUAAAUGCCAGCUAUUUUGAACUUAGCGUAGGCGAAGACCUCGCUACCUGGAACAUGCCUUGGCAAAUAACUCUGGUGCAAAAUUCGCUCAGAAUGUUCUUGCGCCUUG
This is a messenger RNA of Effrenium voratum, 2255 nucleotides long. NCBI's taxonomy places the organism in Eukaryota, Dinophyceae, Suessiales, Symbiodiniaceae. The record is from the annotation of a GenBank genome assembly.